CUACGAAGACGACUCCCCGCCGGAGGACGAGGAGGAGCUGCUGGUCCACGUCACCGAGGGGCUGAAAGAUUCCUGGCAUCACAUCAAGAACUUGGAUAACUUCUUCACCAAAAUCUAUCAUUUUCAUCAGAAGAACGGCUUCAGCUGCAUGAUGCUUUCGGACAUCUUUGAGUUGGUGCAGUUCCUGUUUGUGGCCACUUUUUCCACCUUCCUGCUGUGCUGUGUGGAGUACGAUAUCCUCUUUGCCAACCAGCCGGUCAAUCGCACUCACCAGGGAGGAGGCGGUGGCAGUCUCAUGCCCGACCGGGGCAAGGUGACGCUCCCGGAUGCCAUCCUGCCAGCUUCUCAGUGUGCCCAGAGGAUCCAGGCCAGCGGCGGCAUCAUCUUCCUGCUGGUGAUGGCUGCCACCUUCUGGCUGUUCCGCCUGGCGAAGGUCCUCUGCAGCCUGCUGGGCUACUGGGAGAUCCGCUCCUUUUACACCAAGGCUCUCAAGAUCCCUUCGGAGCAGCUGCGCAACUGCAGCUGGCAGGAGGUGCAGGCGCGGCUGAUCUCGCUCCAGCGGGAGCAGCAGAUGUGCGUCCACAAGCGAGAGCUGACGGAGCUGGACAUCCACCAUCGCAUCCUGCGCUUCAAGAACUACCUGGUGGCCAUGGUGAACAAGUCCCUCCUGCCCGUCCGCUUCCGCCUGCCCCUGCUGGGCCGGGGCGUCUUCCUGACCCAGGGCCUCAAGUACAACCUGGAGCUGCUGCUCUUCUGGGGGCCGGGCUCCCUCUUCCAGGGCAAGUGGAACCUCCAGCCCCAGUACAAGCGGGCCAGCGCCCGCCUGGAGCUUGCCCACCGCCUGGAGCGCAGCCUGCUGCUGCUGGGGCUGGCCAACCUGCUGCUCUGCCCCUUCAUCCUGGUCUGGCAGGUGCUCUACGCCUUCUUCAGCUACACGGAAGUGCUCAAGCGGGAGCCGGGCAGCCUGGGGGCCCGCCGCUGGUCGCUCUACGGCCGCCUCUACCUGCGCCACUUCAACGAGCUGGACCACGAGCUGCAGGCCCGCCUGAGCCGCGGCUACAAGCCAGCCUCGAAGUACAUGAACUCGUUCACCAGCCCGUUGCUGACCGUGCUGGCCAAGAACAUUGGCUUCUUCGCCGGCUCCAUCCUGGCAGUCCUCAUCGCCCUCACCAUCUACGACGAGGACGUCCUCACCGUCCAGCACAUCCUGACCGCCAUCACGCUUCUGGGGCUCAUCGUCACCGUGGCUAGGGCGUUCAUCCCAGAUGAGCACCUGGUGUGGUGUCCAGAGCAGCUUCUCCAGUGCGUCUUGGCUCACAUCCACUACAUCCCUGACCACUGGCAAGGCAAUGCCCACAAGUCGGAGACACGCGAGGACUGGGCCCCUUACUUCCUCCUGCGGUCUGUCCCUCCCCAGGUCUUCAUCCUGGAGGAGCUGCUGAGCCCCAUAGUGACGCCCUUCCUCCUCAUCUUCGCGCUCCGGGCCAGGGCCCUGGACAUCAUCGACUUCUUCCGCAAUUUCUCCGUUGAGGUGGUGGGGGUCGGGGACAUCUGCUCCUUUGCCCAGCUGGACAUCCGCAACCACGGCAACCCCCAGUGGCUGUCCCAGGGCCGGACGGAGGCAUCAGUCUACCAGCAGGCAGAGAACGGCAAAACAGAGCUCUCGCUGGUUCACUUUGCCAUUGCCAAUCCACGCUGGCAGCCCCCGCCGGAAAGCUCCCUCUUCAUCGGGCACCUGAAGGAGAAAGUGCAUCACGACGCCUCCCAUGCCCAGCGCCUCCUGGCUGAGGGACCGUUAGGAGCCUCCCUGCUUUCCGACGAGGGCCCUGGCCCUGUGCCGGAUGCCCUCCUAGCUAGCGUUCUGGCCCGUCCCGUCCUCGCGGCGGGAAGCCUGGCUGCCCUGGCAGAGCGCCGCCUCCUUGCUCGGCCCGGGGGCACAGCUGGUGCAGCUGCCAGCGUCCUGGCCUCCCUCUCCUGCUCCCAGUUGCCCCGGCACAGGACCCGUCCCGGAGAGGCCUCUGUGUGCAACAGCGAGAGCCCCCUUCUGGAGGACAGCGCUACUCGGUCUGCGGUGCGCCCAGUUCCCCUCACCCGCUCGGUUCUUCUGUCAGAGUUCGCCUCAGCUGAGAUGAGUCUGCACGCCAUAUACAUGCACGAGCUUCACCAGCAGCAAGCGGCGGCCCGCCUUCCUUCGCAGUCUUCGGCACGAGCAGCAUCCCCUCGGCGCCCCUUCGAUACGCGUGCCCAGGAUGGCUCCCUGGGGGGCUGGGAAGAGGAGUCAGCUGAGAGGCACCAGCAGCAGCAGCAGCAGAAGAGCUAGCAGGAGCCCUGCCCUCCAUUCUUCCUCUGGCGUUUCUAGACGGUUGGCACUGCCAAGGUCAGUUCACCAGGACGGCCCUCCUGCGGUCAGAGCGUGACUGGAAGUGGUACAGCCACGCUUCUCCCCACUACGGCAUGCCAGGGCAGGAGUGGAUCGUGGCUGCCCCUCCUUCACGGUGGACUUGGCUGUGCCAAGGAGCCUCCUCCGUGAGGCUUUCUGGCCCCUCUUCGUGGGGGAAGUGUGCCCUUCUUGGGGGUGAAUAAGCUUUGGGGCUGGAUCAGGCCCUGCACGGUGCUAUUUGUAUUUAGGGGGUCCCUGUGGUCAAGAGAGAAUGGCACGGAGAAGCUCUUCUCCCACCCCCGUGCUUUUUCCGUCCUCCCUCUAGGUCCCAGGCUGGCCCACCCCCCACCACGCAUGCCAUGGCGGUUGCAUUGUAAGAGAGUUGGGGGGCAAUAAAUGUUUACAGAAAUUACAA
This is a messenger RNA of Python bivittatus (Burmese python), 2795 nucleotides long. Lineage: Eukaryota; Metazoa; Chordata; Lepidosauria; Squamata; Pythonidae. The record is from RefSeq and is a predicted model, not a curated record.